Trypanosoma theileri is the source of this 318-nucleotide messenger RNA. RefSeq names its product glycosyl transferase family 2. Lineage: Eukaryota; Euglenozoa; Kinetoplastea; Trypanosomatida; Trypanosomatidae. The coding region runs from base 1 to 318 and encodes 105 amino acids. The transcript has a single exon. The record is from RefSeq and is a predicted model, not a curated record.
AUGAACCCUGAGCUGUUUAAUUGGACUGAAAUCCCUCCCUUCAUCGUUGGUGGCGUUGCGUUUGACAACUGGUUGACAACACAGGCAGUAAAGGCUGCGCUUGACGGUGUGGCACUGGCGGUGGAUGGCACAAAAACUCUUACAGCGAUUCACCAAAACCAUGAUAAGAACGCUUUUGCAAGUGGUAAGCAGCCAAAAUCUCCAUUUAAUAAACACCUUGCAAAGACUAAUGGUGGAAAGAAAUUUUUUCGUACCAGUCAUUGCCCUUGUUUCUCCCUGAACCGGCAGGGUGUAGUUAUUCUUUGUCGCGCGUCGUAA